Molecule: messenger RNA, 1632 nt
Organism: Pelagomonas calceolata
Lineage: Eukaryota; Pelagophyceae; Pelagomonadales; Pelagomonadaceae
Source: the annotation of a GenBank genome assembly
GCCCUCGACGCGCUAAAUCAGCCGCUCCGUGCGCGGACGACACGAAGGGCAGCGUGCUACAUCUGUAGGACAUCUGUAGGAACUCGUGCGCGGGUGUUCGCGCCGUCACAUCUUCUGCCUGGCACUGUCUGGCUGCCCCUGAACACAAAAACACAAAACACAAAUACAAAGGAAACACAACAACAAUGGGUGCCGCCGACGCGGAGGAGGAGGAGGAGUCCUACCAGCCCAUGGCGGCGGAGUCGCUGGUGCGCGACCCGGGCCUCAUCCUCGACCCGGACGAGCCGCUGACGGGCGACUUUUUGCGGAGCCUCUCGAAGCCGCAUUUGGCCAUGGCGCGCCUCGAGAUGACCUGGGGCCAGCGGGCCAACGUCGAGAAGUGGCAGAAGUACGCCACCGACGUGCAGCGCUGCUGGCGCGGCUUUCGACAAAGGUGGUACGGCGAAGUUAGGAAAGACGCGCGGGAUCAAAGGAGAGAGGCCCUCAAGUUCAUGACGCAGGCGCGCGUCAUUCUGGAGCGAAGGGACCCCGCCGAAUUGAAAGAAUGUCUGGAACUUUUAAAAUUUGCGGGGCGCAAGGAUCAUAGGUGUGGCGAGAUCUGGAGCCUGCGGGGCGAGGCGAGGUAUGCAUUGGGCGAGUUCCGGAAGGCGAGGGAGGCCUUCGCGACGGCCUUUGACUUGUUGCCGGAACGACGACGGCCCGUGUGCCAGCUGGGCGAGGCCCGCUGCGCGGCGGCCAUGGGCGAUUAUAGUGGAGCGAACGACAUUUUGGGCCUCAUGCUCGAGAAGGAGCACACGCACCGCAAGCCCGCGGACCUCGACGCGGCCGAGCGGCGGUUUCGCGCGAGCCUGACGGGCGAGGAGGCCGAGGCCGAGAUGGCCUUGCCCGAGGACGCGCCGGCGCCGCCCGCGACGGCCGCGAGUCGACACAAGUCGACGCGCGGCAGCAAGCGGCGCGCGCUCACGGCCUCGACGACGGCGCACGGCGACGCCGCCGACGACGCGCCGCGCCGGCGGGACGACGGCGGGCGCAGGACGCAGGACGCGGCGCGCGCGCUCCGCGAGACGCGGCGGAGGAGAGCAGUCGCCGGCGCGGACGCGCCCUUCGCGCACGCGCGCUUCCUGCGGGGCUGCGUGCGCGCGAAGCUGAGCGACUGGAGGGGUGCGGAGGUCGACUUCGAGAAGUACCUGGAAUAUGCGCCUCCGGAAUUACCGCCGCCGUCCAAGAUGCGGGCGCACUCGCGCGAGGAGGCGGACCUGGCGAACCAGCGCGCCCGGGCGUUAACGCUGUUGGGUGCGGCCCGCGGCUGCAACCGGAACUGGUCGGCGGCCGUCGCGCGGCUCACGGAAGGCGCGCAGAUCGAGCCCAACGCGACGCGCUGCGCUCUGCUGGGGCGGGUCCACGCGUGCGAGCGCCAGUGGUUGUUAGCGAUGGACCGGUAUCGCGACGCGCUCGACCUGGAUUCGACGUUGGAGCAGGCGCGCGUCGGCUUGGACCAGGUGCGCAUCAAGCACGAGCCGAUGCCGCUCGUCACCGGACUGAUUUGAAUCGUCGCGUGGACCUCAACGCCAUCGACGCGACGCCUGCUCGAUGGCGUACCCGGCGCACUGGUUGAUUUCCACACGGCUGCGC